Hyalella azteca is the source of this 3253-nucleotide messenger RNA. RefSeq names its product glutamate receptor ionotropic, kainate glr-3. The transcript has 10 exons. Lineage: Eukaryota; Metazoa; Arthropoda; Malacostraca; Amphipoda; Hyalellidae. The record is from RefSeq and is a predicted model, not a curated record. Gene Ontology annotation, molecular function: glutamate-gated receptor activity. Bases 17 to 1372 code for a protein of 451 amino acids. Gene Ontology annotation, cellular component: membrane.
CCCCAUUUCGAUAAAGAUGGGCAACAACUACGGGGGAAUCGCCGUGGAUGUUCUGAAGUUGGUGGCAAAGCUCAACCAUUACUGUAUUACAUUCAUGGAACCUCGAGACAAUAUGUGGGGCCUGCGGCUGCCCAAUGGCACCUGGAACGGCAUGAUUGGUCAGGUCAACAACUCUGAGGCCGAUAUGAGCGGCACUCUGAUCUUCACGACCGAGUCAAGGGCUGAGGUGGUGGACUUCUCAGCGCCGCUGUACUUCCAGGAGCACCGAAUUUUGUACAGAACUCCGGAGCAAGAGCCGAACAUCGCUGGAUUCCUGCUGCCCUUCACAGGCAUGGUUUGGCUGUUAAUUGCAGUCAUGUUCAUCACCGUCACGGUCAUGGUUGCGAUCCUUUUCUUCUUCUACGAUGUUCAUCAUGGUACUUCGGGAGGAGCCAUCGGAAGCUCGGGAAAAGUCCCGACCCGUGCCGCAACUCGUGAGCCGGGGUGGAGGGCCUCUUAUUUCACCAUCGGGAUGCUCCUCUCGCAGCCUCCUCGCUGGAACCCCAACGGGGCGCUGGUGGUGCUGUUCAUGACGGCGCUGUGGAUGUUCAUUUCGUUCAUCGUGGCCAACGUGUAUCGGUCCAACCUCGUGUCCAUGCUUGUGCUGCCCAAGAUAGAAGUGCCCUUCGAGACGCUCGAUGAGCUCGUCAACCAACACGAGUACAAAAUCGUCAUGCCUGCAGGCGGAGCUUUGCAGCAGAAAGCAAUGGAAGCUCCUCCAAAUUCAGUCUUGGGGAAACUCAUGCGCGGUACAGAGGUCAGCAUAGAUUUUAGCUACUCCUACCAGGCCAUUCUAUUUCGAAAAUACGCUGGCAUUGGCAACGAAAUACAACUCGACGUAUUCCGAGAUUUUCGUUAUAGCCAGAUAGCUCAGUGUCCAUUCACCGUCACCAAGAACGGGUUCGUCACGGGCAUUCAGAUGAGCUACGUCUUCCAAAAAGGAUCUCCACUCAAACCAAAAUUUGAUAAAGUGAUAACCCGUUUGCGGGAGGCCGGACUGCUGGACCACUUCUUGGACCGCGCGCUACCAAACGCUUCGCAUUGCCGCAAAAAAGUCAACAAUUCCAACGAACUGCGCCCGCUCUCCUUCUGGGACGUUGCCGGGAUGCUUUCCCUCUUUCUUGGUGGUAUUGCCGUUUCGACCAUUGCAUUUUUGCUGGAAAUUUUCCUGAAACCGGACGCUGUUCCGGCUCCUCUGCAUCGGCCGGUCCGCGCGAUCGCAAGGUUCCGGCUCCUGGAGAGAACAGCGAAGGUCUUCACGAGGCUCUUGAGGUCUUGCAAACUUCCGCCUGGAGAACCGAGUGUGGUUAAGCCUGAUGGGCAGAAAAAAUGAAGAAUGGAAAUGCUGCAAUAAUCGUGCAAUAUCAAAUUCUGGUUCACGAAAAUUCAUAUGCAAGAAAAAGUAUGUGAGUUGUACCGUUCAAAUAUUUAUUUCACUUAUAAUAAUGAAGAAGUAUAUAAUCAUUAAACCGAGCACAAGCGAAAAAUGACCGACGUAAAAUUUCAAUAUAAAACCGGGUAACUUAACGAUCAAAGGUUUAAUGUAUAAAAAAGCAUAAUAACUUUAAGGUCAUCAAACAUUAGAACUAAACUAACAUUAAUAUCAUUGCUAAAAUUCUAAGUAGUUUAAAAUAAAAUUAGAGGUAAUGAGUUGAAGUCACACAUAAUCUUUAUUUAAGACACAAUUAAUAGAUAAGUACACAUGAAAACUUCGGUUCAAAAUGGAAAUUUAAAGGUGUUUUGUAUAUGGACGAUUGCGUGACGAUUAAAUUACUAAACUUUAGUGACAAUAAUGGUGUGUAAAAAUUAAUUACUUUGUUUCUGAUCAACGAAUUGGGAAAUUCUCGCAACCUGACUUCUUGGAGCACUAUAUACGCUUAAGAAGUAGGCGACUCGCUGUGAUGAAUUAGAGCUGCAAUUUUGUGCCACAGCUAUUUGGUCACAUUAUAUGUAUUGGUUCUGAUAUCUCUCAUCGUAAAUUUCACUGUUUCUGUGACCUGGGUAAUUUAACGUGAUCUUUAUGUCAAUGCGCGCAACAUUUGAGUAGGUAGAUAAUUUAUGUUACGGGUUAAGUUCAAGUUCGAUAAAUGUAUUUCAAACACUGCAGCACACCCGCCCCAUUUAACUGCUAUUUCGCUUGCGGUAGCGCUUAAAUUAUUUUUGAAGAUUUACUUGAAGGUGCAUCCGUACAGUAUUCUGUAAACGCUAUACAACGAUUUUUAUUGACGGGACCAAGUCGGAUUAUUGCCUUGAACUUACUCUCUUUACUUAUCUUUAUCCAUAAUACUAUAAGUGCUAUGGUGUUCCUUUUUUGAACUUGCCAGUUGACCGUUUAAACUCCUUAAACUUUGCUCAACACAAUCGUACAUCUAAAAGCACUUCAUGUGCACUUAUUUUUAAUUGAAUAAAGUGAGAGCUCAGUCCGUAUUGAUUUACGGAGCAGGGAUGACCGAUAUAUUGCUUUACGAGUUACUAUGUAUUGACACAUUUUACUAAUACGCCAAUGUUUUUCCUGGUAUAUACAAUUUGAAGGCCGAUUCUCGGGCUUGCACCGUCCUGUUAUUCUGGCGUGCUGGCGGAGGCGGAGCGAGAAAACUAAAUUGUAAGGUGGCCUGAUGCCUUUAUUUUUGUUUCAAACUACGAAUACCUUGCAGCUGCAAGGUCAUUGAGGAAUAAAAUAUAUUUGAUUGAACGUCUUAUAAUCGUUUAAACUCUUUCUGGUUAUGGUAGCUGAGGUUCUAACAGAGCCUUGCCUCAUGCGUAGGAAAAUUCCGUACAAAUAGUAUUCUUAUGCUUUUCCUUAAAUGAUAAUUGUUAUACGUGUAAAAUAUACAUAAUUAAUCACUUAUAGUCAUUUUGUUCAGUUUGCAAGUAAAUAUGUUAAACGACCUGAAACUGCAAAAUUGUGUGCUGAAUUUACGCGCAAGUGGGGCUGAAUAUUUUGAAUUUUUGACGACUUUUUAUUUGGAAAAGAUGAAUUGAAGUUUAGAACGAUAAACAAAAAUUGUAUUCGUAGUACUUAAGUUAUAAUUGUUAGUAGUAGUUUGAUAGAAAUUGAGUUAGAAUAAAUGUAACAGAAUGAAUAGUGUUCUAGAAGCCAAAAUAAUUUGUCGUUUGCCUCAUUUCAAAGUUUUACUGGUUCGUCAUGCUACAUAUACCUACAGCCUCCAUUUUUUCGGACAACAGUACUAAUGCUUGCAAUAAUAAAUUUACA